CUGAUCAUGUUCAUCUUUCUUUCCCUCUUGCAUUGCACCUAUUUCGUCCAAGGUGCGCGUCCAAGACGUCGCUCUAUCAGCUGAUUCCACUUCCCGACCAACGCCAGUAAAUCGAAGUCAGAACAUAGAUCGACAAACAUGUUCAAAUCCGGCGGCACGCCCCCGCGGGCAUCGGCGACUGGGAGUCUUCGUGGUAGACCUGAGAAGCCGUUCUACAAUCACGCACAAGCGUCUCGAUCAACGACAGACCUCCCCAGUACGAUAGUGUACGGGUCAUCUUAUGGAGGCAUAUCACUUUCGCCCAUGGUAAUGGCAUCGCCGCGUUCGAGCCAACACAGCCAACACAGCCAGCGCACCUUAUGGGCUAGAAGGGGGUCGCUGGAGGGCCUCUCAAGCACGAUUGAGCCAGGUCAAAGAGCAGCCUUCGAACCACCGAUACUGCGCCCAUCUGAUGCACUUCAGACAACAGAACGCAUGCGACGUUUCCUCCUCCAUAAUUUCAACUGCCUACGACAAUCGACUCCAGCUCUUACCCAACAGCGAACUGCGCUUCUCUACCGCUUACGAGUACAAGCCAAACUGUACCCCUUGAAGAUUGACAUAGCUCCUGUUCAAAACCACGCUCACUCCAACAUACAUAUAAUCCAGACGGCGCUACAGUCUUCAUAUCCACUAAAUCCAUACUUGCGUUCAGACACAUCCAGAUGGUACAAAUAUCAGCCUACUGCCAAUUUGUUCGCGGGCUUGUUAUCUGCCCGCAGGGCAUUCCCAGCCACCUCGGACGAUUGUGAUUGGCCCUUCGGUCAACGAGAAUUUACAGGUGGACGUUAUUUGCAUCUUCAGAUGUGCGAAGAAUGGCUAACGCUAUCAUGUAUUGGAAGGGAAUGUCGAUGAAGUGUAGUGAUAGCAUAUACUUACAGUUUGUCCAAUCGAAUAUUCAUGUAGUUUACCG
Messenger RNA from Didymella exigua CBS 183.55, 952 nucleotides. RefSeq lists its product as uncharacterized. Lineage: Eukaryota; Fungi; Ascomycota; Dothideomycetes; Pleosporales; Didymellaceae. The record is from RefSeq and is a predicted model, not a curated record. The coding region runs from base 139 to 894 and encodes 251 amino acids. The transcript is spliced from 2 exons.